AUGUUUUCAAAUACAAGCUUCAGCAAUACAUCCUCAGCAUCUCUCUGGGAUUUCCCGGAUUAUCAGACAGCUGUUGGUUUUUGGAAGUACCUCUCUCCCGUUCUUUUAGUUAUUGGUGCGCUGGGAAAUACUGCAAGCAUUGCUAUCCUUACACGCCGAUCAUUUCGGAAAUCCACGUGUAUGUUUUAUCUAACUGUGUUGUCAGUCGCGGACUUACUGGUUCUCUACACCGGACUUCUACGAUUUUGGAUUCGCUCGGCAUUUUCCGUCGAUAUUCGGACUUUCUCGGUCUGGGGUUGUAAGAUUCAUGCUUUUCUAGUGUAUUUUGCCAUGGACUUUUCUUCCUGGAUUUUGAUGACCGUCACGCUAGAUCGGUGUGUACUAGUGUGCUUUCCAUUUCGAGCACGACUGUUUUCCACGAUGAAGAGAGCUCCGUACGUUCUUCUGAGUUUAGUGCUACUUUUAGUUUUUGUCAAUAGUCACUUCUUUUCCACUGUUACCAUUAAAGACACACACUGCACUUACAGAAAUAAACUUACCAUGAAGGUCUGGCCUUGGGUUGACUUGAUUGUAUGCAACCUCAUCCCGUUUUCGGUCAUGUUAGUGUGUUCAAUUAUGAUUUCUCGGAAAGUUCUUCAAACGAACAAGCGUGUCGCUGUACAGAGAGUGAGAACUAUAUCAGAAGGAAGUGAUGUUCAGCCCAGUAACAAGAAAAUUACGAAGACGUCCUCGGUCACAAUCAUGCUUCUGACCAUCAUCCUGUCUUUCUUUCUGCUAACUCUUCCUCUGGUUGUCUUCAAUAUAUCCUAUCCUUACUGGAUUCAAACAGCCACCACAUCAAAACUCGCAUCUUUAGAGCUGGUUCGAACUAUUUUUAGUAUGCUAUUGUAUAUAAAUCACGUGAUUCAUUUUCUUUGCUGUCUCUCUGGAAGACGUUUUCGAAGAGAGGUGGAAGAUGUUUUAUGUUGCUACAGAAAGCACCAAUCUGACGGUAAUAGGACUCAUGUUACAAUUAAUUAA
Molecule: messenger RNA, 1020 nt
Organism: Ostrea edulis (European flat oyster)
Lineage: Eukaryota; Metazoa; Mollusca; Bivalvia; Ostreida; Ostreidae
Product: neuromedin-U receptor 2-like
Exons: 1
Coding region: 1-1020 (339 amino acids)
Biological process (GO): G protein-coupled receptor signaling pathway
Cellular component (GO): plasma membrane
Molecular function (GO): G protein-coupled receptor activity
Source: RefSeq, a predicted model, not a curated record